This is a messenger RNA of Penicillium roqueforti, 1320 nucleotides long. Its product is annotated as CAZyme family GH72. The coding region runs from base 1 to 1320 and encodes 439 amino acids. Gene Ontology annotation, cellular component: cytoplasm; fungal-type cell wall. NCBI's taxonomy places the organism in Eukaryota, Fungi, Ascomycota, Eurotiomycetes, Eurotiales, Aspergillaceae. The transcript is spliced from 6 exons. The record is from RefSeq and is a predicted model, not a curated record. Gene Ontology annotation, biological process: fungal-type cell wall (1->3)-beta-D-glucan biosynthetic process. Gene Ontology annotation, molecular function: 1,3-beta-glucanosyltransferase activity.
AUGUCACUUCCCGUUGUCUCCGUCGCGGGAAACGGGCUGUUGUCCAAAGGCAAACGAUUCCAAAUCAAAGGUGUCGUUUAUGGCCGAAGAUCCUCUCGCUCGACUCCGAUCGACGUUUUGGCCGGUUCAAGAGCCAGAAUGGAUGUCAGCUCGAACAUAGCCAACUCCACAUGGCAAAUGAACGUUUUCAAACAAUACGCGGCUGUUCUGGAUUCAAUGGCCGGAUACAACAACCUCUUGGGGCUUCUUGUUGGAGAUGAAAUUAUUAGUGGCUAUACAUCGGUCGAUCUAGCCCCGUAUCUAAAGGCUGCAGCUCGAGAUAUGAAAGCUUAUACUGCUGCUAGGCAGUAUCGUCCUAUACCGAUUGGAUACGCCACAAGCGCAGAGUAUACCUAUAUGCAAGCGCUAGGAGAAUACCUUGUGUGUGGCGGUAACAGCGACAAUGCUGUAGAUUUCUAUUCGGUCAAUGACUACCAGUGGUGUGGCAAUUCGUCCAUAAAAGAGUCCGGCUACGACACCUUGACAUCGAAAGUCGAAGGCCUAUCGGUACCCACAUUCUUUUCUGAAGAUGGUUGCGACGAAGUAUCUCCGCGGCUCUUUGGGGACCAGCCCGCGAUUUUUGGGUCUAACAUGUCAAGUAUUUGGAGUGGUGCAAUCAUCGAUGAGUGGAGGCAGGAGACGGGAAACUACGGGCUUGUCUCAUAUACCACUUCAGGAGUCAGCACGCCAACAACUCUGGCCGACUACAAUGCUCUGAAAAGCCAGUGGUCUUCUAUCAGUACAAAUACUGAACCUCCGUCUACGUUAUCUACCCCUUCCUGUCCCGCAUCGAUCAAUUCAUAUUGGCCGAUAGACCCCAGCGCUGCAUUGCCAACAAUAGCGGGUCUUGACUUUGCGACCAUCAAAGCCGCGGGUGCUACCGAUACUACGGAUAGUACCAGGACGAGUAUCAGUACGAGCACCAGUACCAGUAGCAGCCAUAGCACGGAAUCCAGCCUUUCAAGUGGUGCAAAGGCCGGGAUUGGUAUUGGUGUUGCGUUGGGCGUGGUGCUCUCCAUCAGCUUCCUCUUCCUGCUUUUCUGGCACCGACGAAAGAUUCGCCAAGGAAGCAAAUUACCUUUGAUGACACAGACCCCCGAACUUGCUGCGGGAAGUUUGAAUCGUAUUGCUCCCCCAGCCGAACUAGCUCACACUACUCCGCUGGCCGAAUUAGCCCAAACAAAUUCAUUAAAUGAACUACCGGGUUCAUCUCCGAGGGCCCAAGAGCUUGACACUGGGGUGGUUCACAAGGCUGACAAGCCUAAACCAAUCAUAAAGUGA